Molecule: messenger RNA, 3113 nt
Organism: Triticum aestivum (bread wheat)
Lineage: Eukaryota; Viridiplantae; Streptophyta; Magnoliopsida; Poales; Poaceae
Product: protein FAR1-RELATED SEQUENCE 5
Exons: 9
Coding region: 498-2435 (645 amino acids)
Biological process (GO): regulation of DNA-templated transcription
Molecular function (GO): zinc ion binding
Source: RefSeq, a predicted model, not a curated record
AUGGGAAGGAAGCAGGCAAGUCUCGUCCCCACCACAGCCUCCUUGCGCUCCCUCCUCCCUUCCCUCACUCAUGUCAGAAGCCGGCGGCGAGGGACCACGGCGCCCAGGUCAGGCGAGACCACCGCCGACGGCGGCCUCCACCUGUUGUUCGUUCUCGUUUUUUUACGUCGGAUCCAGGGCCGUAGAGGGCGACCACCACCUAGACACAACAUGAAGAUGCAGGUGCCAGAUCCGGCAGCGAGGAAACCAUCGCCGAGUCCCCAGCUCCGAUCUACUGAGCUCUUCCCCGACCGAGAAAUCUGCAUCGCCGAUUGGCCCUCGUCCACGCCGCCCCACCUAAGUGUGCUUGGUCACGGCAAUGAUAUUUGAUGAUUUGUGUCAUGUGGGAUCGACGACCAGCCAGGAGCACGACGUUUAUCGGGAGCAGCAGGCCCGUCUGGGCUGCUACAUAUAGCGGAUGAGGAGCCCAUUCUGCCAACAACUCCUUUGCUCGCAGCAUGAGAGCUCCAUCCGGCAUGGAUAGCGAAGAAGACACCUCUUUAGACCAUCAGCACAUGGCUGUUGAUCUCACUCCUGCCGGCAUGGAUACGCUCUCUAACAGAUCAAACAAAGGCAUCACCGAGCUAUCAGAUUGUUCUAAUCCUGGCUGUGGUGUUGUUGAUUCAAUCACAGCGAAUCCAGAGUUCUCAGAACUGCAUUCUGGAAGAUCGGCACCUAAGCGGAAAAGUAAACGGGAAGCGUUUGAAGGAAUGGACUACAGAAUUGCCCCUGCAGUAAAAAGUCCGUUCCAGAAGUGUGUGGAGCGCGCUGCUUUUAGGGACGAUGCAGAUGUGUUCGUUCCAAGUGUUGGAACAAUCUUUGAUUCAAAGGAUGAAGCCUACGAUUUCUACAACAUGUUCUCUUGGGAGUGUGGUUUUGGUAUGCGCUAUGGAAAGAGUAGCACUAAUAACAAAAAUUACAGAACAAUGCAGGACAUCGCUUGCCAGGGUGCGGGCAAAGAAGAAAGGCCCAACACAACAACAUGCCGCACUGGUUGUGAAGCUCGUAUAAGACUACAUCGAACUGACGACCAUGGAUGGUAUGUGACCGUUUUCAUUAACAAGCACAAUCACCCACUAUCUGUGAAGUGUGGCGAGAAAAAACAGUGGAAAUCACAUAGCGUUAUAAGUCCUUUAGCAAAGGAUUUUAUUCGUAACCUCAGGGAGAACAACAUCAGGUUUGACCAGAUAUACAACAUAUUAGGGUCAGGUCUUGGCUCUUCUCUAGGCGUGCCUUUUAGGAAGCAGACAUUGAGAACUCUGUGUGCAACCAUAGCUCAUGAUUCCAUCGCUGAUGAUAUGGCCAAAACCACUAGUAUACUUCAGGAUAUGAGUGCCACAGAUCCGGACUUCAAAGUUUGUGUGCAAGUAGACGGUGAAAGCAGGGUGAAAACAGUAAUAUGGUGUAAUGGUAAAAAUCGGCUGGAUUAUGCACAUUUCGGUGAUGUGGUUACUUUUGACACCACUUACAGGACCAACCUAUAUAACAUGCCAUUUGGGCUUUUUGUUGGUGUCAAUAACCAUUUCCAGUCUAUUAUUUUUGGCGGCGUCCCCAUGGUUGAUGAAAAGACUCCCACAUUUGAAUGGGCAUUCAGAAACUUUAUUGACUUGAUGGACGGGAAACAUCCUACUACUAUAUUGACAGAUCAAUGCAAAGCUAUGCAAAAUGCUUUACGAAGUACAAUGCCCCACACCCGUCAUAGGUGGUGCAGAUGGCAUGUGUUAAAGGUCUUGAAAGAGAAAAUUGGACACGUGUACAACAAACAUUCUGCCUUCAAGAAGGAAUUCCACGCGAUAGUAAAUGAAGAGACGGAUGUAGAAUCAUUUGAGCGAAAGUGGCAUCAAUUGAUUAAAAAAUACAAACUUCAAGGAAACAAGUACCUUCGCAGGAUUUUCAAGUGGAGGGACAUGUGGGCAAUGCCAUACUUCAUGGGCACAUUCUGUGCCGGGAUGACCAGCACGCAACGGAGCGAGAGUGCGAAUCAUCUCCUCAAAAAGUUCAUCAGCAGAUCAUCCCCAAUGCACUUGUUUGUUAAGCAGUACAACAAAUUGCUUGAUUCCAGGAGCCAGGCAGAAGACGAGGCAAAUUAUGUCAGCAAGCAGACACGGCUUGUAAUUGGCGCUACUAUCGAGAUAGAUGCAGCGGCUGUGUACACGAAGGCCUUGUACAAAAAAUUUUCACACGAACUUUUUAGAUCAGGCUCAUUUGAUGCACGCCGUUCCAAGCCUGGACACGUCUACAAGGUCAAAUUGUCGCCGCAACUAGCCUUAACUGAUUAUGACAAAAAGGUAUUCACCGUCAAAGUGGAAGACGGUGGGGACUUUGUCACAUGUGAUUGUGGAUUUUUUGAUCAUGUCGGCCUGUUGUGCUGCCAUUCAUUAAAGGUAUUAGUUUAGAACAAUAUUGGCAAGAUUCCACCAAGGAAUAUAGUCAAAAGAUGGACUUUAUGGGCAAGGGAAUCGAGACCACUGCACCUGGCAAACGAGGGUGAAAUGGGGGAGCUGUCUUCCCAAACUACGUAUAGAAGAAAUGUUCUAUAUGUGGCUGCUAUGGACCUUAUCAAGGAGGCAGAAUCCGGGUCUGAGUCAUUCCAAACGGCGUUCGCAGCUAUAUGUGAGGCAAAAGAAAAAAUUGCAAGUAAGAAGGCUUCAGAUAUGCUUAUUGAUACUAUCGCCGAACAAGCAAAUCCUGUCCGGCAUACCAUAACUGAUGUUGGGUCAGAAACCCAACUUCUUCCUCCACAACGUGUGCUGUCUAAAGGACGACCUAGCUCCCUUCGCCCAAAGAGUCGUAUGGAUUACAUUGUGGCUAAGAAAGCUAGAAAACACUACAAGGACGGCCCAUGCCAUGCUCAUGAAGAUACUGCCGGUCCAAUGCCACCCCCUCCAUCCAAAAAAAGGAUUGUGAAGUGUAGCCUAUGCAAGAUUCCGGGGCACACAAAGGGUAAUUGCACUGCUAGGGGAGUCCGAGCGCAAAUGUUCUCAUGUGGUUAUGCAAGUUUAUGUUCAGUGUCACUUCAUUUAACCUGUAGCGUCCUUGGUGUACUAUGUUUUGUACUGUAUUUUAUUUUUACA